Carassius auratus (goldfish) is the source of this 5006-nucleotide messenger RNA. Its product is annotated as disks large-associated protein 4-like. The record is from RefSeq and is a predicted model, not a curated record. Gene Ontology annotation, cellular component: postsynaptic specialization; glutamatergic synapse. NCBI's taxonomy places the organism in Eukaryota, Metazoa, Chordata, Actinopteri, Cypriniformes, Cyprinidae. The coding region runs from base 347 to 1864 and encodes 505 amino acids. Gene Ontology annotation, biological process: signaling. Gene Ontology annotation, molecular function: molecular adaptor activity. The transcript is spliced from 6 exons.
GAUUUACCAUUGUUACUUAUAAUCUAAUUCAGAUUUUUUGUUAAGAUUUUAAACCACUUGCUUAUCAAACCUUGGCUAUGUCUAUAUAAUUUCAUAACAUAACAUAUAUAAUUUCCAGCAGAGAUAACCGUAUGGUGAUAUAAAAGGACUGGAAUAGAUUUACCGCCUACUAGCUUGUACACUUUGAAAGCAGUUUCUCCUACACUGUUCAGCAAGCUAAUAAUACACCAGUGAGCGUUAUCAUCGGGCUUCAUGACACACCGUACCAAACCCAGAGUCUCGUCAGCAGAUUUCAGCUCAUGUUUUAUGGGCGACACAUUCCUGACACAAUCCGCCAUCGGUCGGCAUGCGAGGAAUGCUGUCCAGAUUUGUUCAUGUAAAUGCCUGGCUUUGUCUCAUCUCUUCCUGUUGCUCCCAAGCAGUGGCUGCUGGGAACAGAUGUGUGAAGAGGCUUUGUAUUGGAGUUGUGGGAACGCUCUCACAGUCCAUCUUCCUGUGUUUUUCAGUGUCCAUGUGUACGGCCGUCUGUAAGAAGAAUCCUCCGCCUAUUCCUCCUCGCACCACCUCCAAACCCUACAUCUCGGUGACGGUGCAGAGCAGCACUGAAUCGGCCCAGGACACGUACCUGGACAGCCAGGACCAGCGCAGCGAGGUCAACAGCCAAUCAGGACGCAGCAACUCCUCCGACAGCAUCGCCAGCUCUCGGACAGGAAGUCUGGUCAAGGCCAAGCGGCUCCCCAUCCUUCCUCCCAUCCCCACCCCGCGGGAACCCGUGCCCAUGCCCAGCGCCAGAGUGACCACGCCUCCUCCUGCAGUCGCUCCGCCCUCUCCAGCCCCGGAUGAUAGAAACGAUCCCACGAGCCUCAGUGUGGCACCUGGCGAACCGCAAGCCCUGCCCAAAAGAAAACUCUCGUCCAUUGGCAUUCAGGUGGAUUGUGUGCAGCCGAAUCUGAAAGAGGAGCAAACUCCCACCACCAGGUUCCAGUCCAUCGGGGUUCAGGUUGAAGACGGCAGGCCACUCAGUCGCUUCACUAGCAUGGCGUCUAGACAGGAGACGACGGAGGCCGAAUCCCAGGAGCAGUCUGACGGUAAACCUUCGGAGAACAGGACGCUUCACCAGUCUCUGGACGGCUGCAGCUUUCACCGAGCUCCCCGCACUUCGUCCUCGCUGCAGGAGGAGCUGGAUCCGGCGCUGGACCCGUCCUCUCUCCCUCCCCCCGACCCGUCUCUGCAGGCUGGGAGCGUGAACGGAGCCGUGGAGCAGCCCGGGGGCCCGGCGUGCCUCAGGGACGGACGCUGGUUCCAGAAGCUUCUUCAGGCCGAGACGGAGCGCAUGGAGGCCUGGUGUCAGCAGAUGGAGCACGAGACCAAAGACAAAGCGCUGUCAGAGGACGUGUCGGGGAAGGUCCGCAGUGCCGUCGGCAGCGCUCAGCUCUUAAUGUCUCAGAAGUUCCAGCAGUUUCUGGGUCUCUGUGAGCAGAACCUGGAUGCGAGCGCUCAGCCGCGGCCCACAGCGCAGGAUCUGGCCGGCUUCUGGGAUCUUCUGCAGCUCUCCAUCGAGGACAUCAGCCUGAAGUUUGACGAGCUGCACCUCCUCAGGUCCAACGACUGGAAGAUGUGCGAGACCCAGGACAAAAAGGAGGAGAAGAAGUCGGCUCCGUCCCACACACCAAAGAAGACGGUGAAGGUCAAACCCAGCGGAGGAAAGGAGAAGAGCAGCGACUCGCUCGCCGACAAACAGCGGCAGGAGGCCAGAAAGCGACUGAUGGCGGCCAAGCGAGCCGUUUCUGAACGACAGAACUCUGCCACCGAGAGCGCCGAGAGCAUCGAGAUCUACGUCCCCGAGGCUCAGACGCGGCUCUGAUACACGAAGCAGACGCUCGGGGUCUGUGUGGCCAACGAGCAAAACAUACUAAAUAAAAAGAGCAUUUGACCGCUGCCACAGAAGAACCCCUCCCACUUGACAUUGAUUUAUAUGGUUACUCUUGUAAUAAUUCUAAAUGUUAUAAAAGUUAAUAAUUAUCUCAUGGAUAUAUAUAUAUAUCUAUCAAGACUCGGUCUGUAAAUGUGCUGAUAUCGCUGAUGAAAACACACGCGUCACACGUCACAUGACCCCACACGUCACAUGACCCCACAGCAUGCGCUCAGGAUCCCGCACGUGUGUUCCUCGUCUCUCAUCAGCGCAGUCUUCCUGUUCUCACCAAGAUUUUUGAUUUCCUCUUCAUCCACCGGUUUUGGAGCACGGAUGCGUGACUCUUUCACUUGAAGGGAAGGUUUGGACGGUACUACGGAUACUUGAAGUGGUAAAAGAGAUUUUUGCACUCCACUAGUUGGGUUUGAUUCCCUCCAGUAAUCAAAACUCCUUCAGCUUGUUUAAUUUGUGCACGAUCCAUCGAUCCGUUUCGGUUUAUUUAAUAGGGUUUAAACAUGAGCACUCGGCUUUGUUUUUACGAUGAAUGUUUUAAUAACUCAAUGACAAUGUCCCGAUUUUUUACUUGGGCCAACGGUGUGUUAGUUUUGUACUAUUAUUAUUAUUAAUGUUAUUAUAAUUUGAAAGCCUUCAGUUGUGUUUUUUAGUUGUCUAGUCCUUCCAUGUGUUUCCGAGCGCUCGGUUUCCGGAUGAUUUGGGAUCGGUUCCAGUCUGUGUGUGACCAGUCAGAUCCGAAAUGUUUUUAAUGAUUAUUUUCUCUCCGAUAUUAAAAUAUUGAGGCCGCUUUCAUUAACAAAUCAUUUGUUUGUCAGAGUUUAUUAUUGAUUAUAAGUAUUAAAGAAAUAGUUGGAAAUACACUCUCCCUCAGCUCAUCCAAAAUGUAUUUGAGUUGUAUUUGAGCAUCAGUGUCUCAGCAAUGGAUGCUGUGCAGUGAAUGGGUGCCGUCAGAAUGAGAGUCUAAACAGCUGAUAAAUACAUCACAAUAAUCCACAGCACUUCAGUUCAUCAGUGAACAUCUUCAAACUAUUGCCACUAAACCAUAAUAAUGCUUUCUAAAAAUCUAAUCUGAUGAAAAAAACUAACUCCUCUACAUCUCAGAUGGCCUGAGGGUGAGAACAUUUGCCAGGAACUGUUAAUUUGAGCGAACUAUUGAGAUCUGAAGGACAUUUCCGUCUGUAUCCUACAUUGAAGAUCGCUGCUGGAUCACAAGAAUGUUUCAGAAGCUUGAUUUUCACACUUUGUUCAGACUUGCUUUAGUUUGGAUUCAACAUGUAGACAUCUCUUCCAUUUGCUGAUAUGAUGAUGGUGACUGAGGCAUGAACAGUUCUUCAUCCUGGACUCACUCUGAAAACACUACCAUCGGGUUGAAGACGGCUUUUGGGUUUUUAAUAUUUUGCUGGAUACUGGUGCACAACAUGUAAACGUCUUCCCAUCAAUUAAGUUGAUCCAAAGUGGCAUUGAAUACAUUUACUAAAUUUCUGUUUUAAAUAAUUGCUGUUUUUUGGAGCCUACAAUUCAUCAAAGAGUCCUGAAAACAAAGUUAGAUUUUUUUCCACAAAAAUAUGAAGCAGCACAAAUGUUUUCAUUUAGAAAUGCAAAUCAGCAUAUUAGAAUGGUUUCAGAAAGAUCAUUUGAAUCAUUAAAAAAAGGAAAACAAUUAAUUAUUUCACAUUUUUGACCUUUUAUGAGUGUGUGUGUGUGUGUGAGAGAGAGUUUUCCAUGCACUGAUUUUCAAUCAAUCUGAAUGGAUCUAAUGCAACUUUACUUUCUUAAAGUAAUUGUAUAUGUAUCCUUAACUAAAUUUUGGUGUAUGUUCACCAGAAAAUAACUGCGAGCCUAAGUGGCGUUUUUCCUUAGAUCCCAUAUUUGAAAAUUAGUCUGAAACGCAUUUUUUUUUUUUUUUUUGCAAAAAUUUAGAAACAAUUAUGUCUCCUCCAUUGAGCAGUUCGUACGGCGUUGAUAAAGUUAGAAACCAAAGCUCUGCUCAUGUGUGCAAUGUUUUUUGACUCCGAUUGAGAAAGUAGUUGCAAUCAUAUGUAUACAUGGCUAAUAAUUUUCUGUUGUUCAUCGAUCUGAUUAUUGAUGGAUCAUUAGAUUUGCAUGUGUUCAUCCCUGAUGAAAACGCCUCCACAACUAAAGAUACCGUAAUUGGCUGAACUGUGUAUUCAACCUGUGCUGGAUCAUGUGUUUUGUAAGGGAAGGGCUUUAUGAAAACAGACUGUUACUAGUUGAGUUCAAGUUGAAAUUGUGUGUAGUAUGUAUUUUAGGUUUGGGAGUAGUUUAGGGUCAUUGGGUUGUUUUUAGGCUAUUGUUGAUUGACCUUUGGGCUGGGUUUGUUACAUAGACUUGGCAACCCCAUCCAGUAGUCCAAGAGCACUUCAGUUUCCAUUAAAACCAACAUUAUUCCCAUUAAAACCAUUAUAAAUUCUGUGAGGGUUUCUGUUGUUUUCUUCAGCAGUGUGGAAGCGGAUGAAACUUGAAGCCUCGCACAAUCAAGUUACAAAUCGUGCCACUCUUAUGUUAAUAUUUUGGUGGGAAAAUCCCAAUUAUUAAUGGAUUUCCCAUUCAAAAUUCAAUUUGACAGGAGAUAAAAAAAGAGGAAUUUAAUAAAUAAUAAUCAAUCACUUCCAAAUAAUUACUAAAGCGUAAGCCUUUUCUGCUCUAAAUUAAAUUCUGCAUGGAUUUAAACAUGAUCAUAUUUUUUUAAGCAAAGUUGAACACUUCACAUUCAACUUCUGUAUUGAUUUCAACAUGUAAUGUUAUUACAGAUAUUAAUUUUGUUAAAUUUCUGGCCCAAUCCCAGCUCAGACUGCUCGGAUUCAAGAUUUCACACCAUUAAUUUGAGAAGUUAAGUAGCAUCCUAUGUUUUCUCAAUCAUCCGGACGAGGCGUGUGAACAUUACACAUCACAACAUUACAACUAUUACACUUAAGAUCCAGAAAACCAGGACUGGAUAUUUUUAUUUGUGUGCAUUUUGUAUGAUGAUUUGUGUGCAGAACUCGUAAACAGUAAGGAAUGUGGAAAAACAUUGUUAUUUUAAACAAUGCUGAUUGCAAAUUUAUUAAGUUUAUUAGCA